This is a messenger RNA of Puntigrus tetrazona (Sumatra barb), 7091 nucleotides long. It is a transcript of the gene sox5, whose product is annotated as SRY-box transcription factor 5. The record is from RefSeq and is a predicted model, not a curated record. Lineage: Eukaryota; Metazoa; Chordata; Actinopteri; Cypriniformes; Cyprinidae. Gene Ontology annotation, molecular function: DNA-binding transcription factor activity, RNA polymerase II-specific; RNA polymerase II cis-regulatory region sequence-specific DNA binding. Gene Ontology annotation, cellular component: nucleus. Gene Ontology annotation, biological process: regulation of transcription by RNA polymerase II; cell fate commitment; positive regulation of chondrocyte differentiation. Bases 794 to 3079 code for a protein of 761 amino acids. The transcript is spliced from 21 exons.
AAAGCGCUCGCCCUGCGUGUGCGUCUCGAUAAAAGGCAGCCGAAGGGGCUCGCGCCGAGUAGACCCCAUUAAAGAGGCGUUCAAGAGCGGUUGAGGACAACUGUGCGUUAGCAACAAAGUGUGUCAAAACUGACCUAAACGCAGUCUUCGAGCGCGGGGUAUGACUCGCAGCCCGGCGUUUAGACGGGAAUAUCCGACACUACCUGACCGAGAAACUCUCUUCUAAAGCUCGCGAAGCGCAAACCGUCGUGUCGCGAUGCGCCUCAGGUAGAGCGCGCGCACACUAACCGCUUUGAACUGCGCGAAGAGCUUUAGCCAAGCCCAGUGUGUUGGAUUUUAAACGGUCCAGUUUUGACACGUUUGCUUUGCUCAACCGAGUAUCGGCGCUAAGCCCUGGGAUUUCACCUCGUCCUUGAGAGACCAGCGCAAAUCAACCCAAAUAAAACAUCCCGACCCUGUUCACCUCUCCCGGAGGGUCGCUCUCCUUCGAGACACGUGGACGAAGCGGCACGCAGCGUUAGCAGGGACCGAAGAGACGCAGCCUCUAUAGAGGGACUCAGACAGGGUGGGAGGAGAUCCCAGCAGAAUAAAAAGUCGUACAGGUUUUGAAGAAAAAGAAGGGUUCAGCUGCUCACCAAUGGGUUUGUGGUCUGAAGACGAGCAGCACUCAUCUCUUUCACAUCCUUUGUAGGUAGAAGCAGACACAAGGACAAAACUCUUUCAUCACAAGGAGCCUCGACUGACUGUCUGUUCAACGCAAUCCAGCCACACAUUCAGACUCUCUACAGGAGGAAUGAAGACAGGUGAAGCUGAAGACAGGAUGUCUUCCAAGCGACCAGCCUCUCCAUAUGGGGGAACAGAUGGAGAGGUAGUCAUGGCGACGAGCAGACAGCGAUUGGAGGAUGAAGAGGUUGACGGACAUGCUGUCAUUCACUUGCCCCUGAGUUCGUACUGCAGCAAAGUGUCCCCGCGAUCUCCGCGACUGCUCGACAGCCCCCCAACACUACACGCGAACAUGGAUCAGGAUGGCAGUAAAGGCCUGGCCCUGAGCCCCUACCCCCAGCACAACUCUUCUACCUCACCCAGUAAGCAGCAGCAGCAGCAGCAGGAGGAGGGGUCCAUGCGGCCGGGGAGCGAACCCAGCUCCGCUUCAGCUCUGGGCACCCCGGAGAGACGCAAGGGCAGCCUGGCCGACGUGGUCGACACGCUCAAACAGCGCAAGAUGGAGGAACUCAUCAAGAACGAGCCAGAGGAGGCCCCCAGUAUUGAGAGGCUGUUGUCUAAGGACUGGAAGGACAAGCUAUUGGCCAUGGGUUCUGGCAACUUUGGAGAGAUCAAAGGCACCCCGGACAGCCUGGCAGAGAAAGAGCGCCAGCUGAUGGGGAUGAUCACGCAGCUCAGCAGUCUGAGAGAGCAGCUACUGGCCGCCCAUGAGGAGCAGAAGAAACUGGCCGCUUCGCAGAUCGAAAAACAGCGCCAGCAAAUGGAGUUAGCCAAACAGCAACAGGACCAGAUUGCACGACAACAGCAGCAACUUCUGCAGCAACAACACAAAAUCAACCUCCUGCAGCAACAGAUCCAGCAGGUCCAGGGUCAGUUGCCUCCACUGAUGAUACCAGUGUUCCCUCCAGAUCAGAGAACUCUGGCGGCCGCUGCAGCACAACAAGGAUUUCUACUUCCUCCAGGGUUCAACUACAAACCAGGCUGCAGUGACCCUUACCCUUUACAGCUAAUCCCUACGACUAUGGCAGCGGCUGCUGCGGCGACGCCUGGCCUCGGCCCUCUUCAACUGCAGCAGUUGUAUGCAGCUCAGCUAGCUGCCAUGCAGGUGUCUCCGGGGGCCAAACACAGCACAGUGCCUCAGGCCAACCUGGCAACCGGAACACUCUCGCCCACCAGCGGCCAGAGCGAGAAAAACAGAAGCACCCCACCACCAAAGCCCAAGGACGAGGGCGCUCAGCCCUUGAAUCUGUCGUCCAAGCCUAAGGCAUCCGAGAGCAAGUCACCCACCUCCCCCGCUUCCCCACAGGUCCCUGCCCUGAAGCUGGGCCCCGGGUCCCUGAAGCACAGCGCCCCCUCCAGCAUCGGAGGACCGCCGUCCAGACUCAGCUCCAUAGACCUGCUGUCAUCCAUCACCUCCGGCGGCUACCUGAACGACCAUGAGGCAGUGACCAAAGCUUUCCAGGAGGCCCGACAGAUGAAGGAGCAGCUAAAAAGAGAACAGCAGGUUCUGGAUGCCAAAGUAGCGGCAGUCAACAGCCUGAGCCUCAACAACGGUCGCUCAGAGAAGGAUAAAGCCGCUCUUGAAAGCCUGAGCCAACAAUUAAAACAGUCUGAAGAAAGCAAGUUCACUCACGCAAUGAUGGACUUUGGCAUCAGUGGCGAUUCAGAUGGAAGCCCGAGUGUGUCAGACUCUCGAAUCUUCAGGGAGGCUCGAGGACGUGGCAGCAGCGAACCGCACAUCAAGCGGCCCAUGAACGCCUUUAUGGUCUGGGCUAAAGACGAGAGGAGGAAGAUCCUUCAGGCCUUCCCUGACAUGCAUAACUCAAACAUCAGCAAGAUCCUCGGUUCUCGUUGGAAGGCCAUGACCAACCUGGAAAAGCAGCCAUACUAUGAAGAACAGGCCCGUCUUAGUAAGCAGCACCUAGAAAAAUACCCAGACUACAAGUACAAACCACGGCCCAAGCGCACCUGCCUAGUGGACGGAAAGAAACUGCGCAUAGGUGAAUAUAAGGCCAUCAUGCGCAACCGCAGACAGGAAAUGCGCCAAUACUUCACCGUAGGGCAGCAGGCCCAGUUGCCUUUGUCCUCAGCGGGCGUUGUGUACCCAGGCGCACUCUCUAUGGCAGGAAUGCCCUCUCCACAGAUGCCCUCUGAGCACUCGAGCAUGUCCAGUAGCCCCGAACCUGUCCCACCCACCAGCCAGCCCUCUUACCUCACACACAAGGGGGAGGGGCCUCGCGUUAAGGAGGAGGAGCUCCGAAUGGACGACGGCAACGGCGACGCCUACGAUGACUUCGACUACGAAGACGAUGACGGGGACUAUGGAAGCGACAGCGAGAAUCACAUCACUCAGUAAACCUGCCAAUCACUGACAUCUCACCAGUCACCAGGCAUCUCACGCAAGCAAACUUCAUUCCGCCCCCAUACACCGUCCAAUCAGGACUCCUCCAGAGCCAAGCCCGAUAUACACAGCAAAGCACAGGACCUGUCAAUCAAAGUGACUGUUACAUGGAAAGGAGGGUCUUGUAAAAGAAGCAUAACACUUGCCUUGACUCCCGCUGAGCGAAACGUACCGCGGCAAGUUCAUAUUGAAUCAUGAGUAAGCUACGAUGACAUAGGAAAAAUGACCCUUAAACGGUUUGUUAUCGAGACAUUUAUUACUAAGGACCUGUCAGUCGACCCGUCAUAGACACUUUAAAAUGGUGGACCUGUUUGUUUCUAAAGAGACACUUUUAAACAGCUUUUUUUCUUGGUUCUAUAAUAUUCUCACUCAGGUACACAGUGCCAACAAGUGGCUUGUGAAUGUGAUUUUGUUGUUUUUGUGCUACAGUUUUAAUAGAGAAAAAAGACAUUUAUUUUCCUCUUCACCGUAAAGCACCUGACAGGAGUAAAAAUGACAAACAUUACCUUUUUUUUUUUGGUUUGUUUUUCCUUCGGCGUGCUAUUAGCUGAAUCUCUUUCUAUCAUCCUCACGCCCAUGUCCUCUCACUCAAAGAUGUCUUUUCUGUUGGACGAAAGGAUGGAAGGGAGGAUUCACGUCCCUUCACUCAGGAGUUCGGACAUCGCUGGAUGACAGACAAUCCCUCCUUCCUCACAUCUUUUCCUCUUGACACGCUUUUACUGUUCCUUUCUCCUCCUCUUCUGUGGGAGCUUUGGAUGUUGACGUCUCUUUCAGGUGUGGAGACAAACUUUAUGAGAUAGCACAAACUUUGUGUUUGGUGAACAGCUGACAUGGCGAUGGUUAUCAUGGAGAGUGAAGCCUCGAGCAGAAUUUUUGUACGCGUGCACAUUUCUUUGUGUCUGUGUGUGUGUGUGUGUGUGUGUGUGUGUGUGUGUGUGUGUGCGCGUGGAUGUGCAUUUUGCAAGAUUUUAAGUUAAUUUUUAUUACAUGUAGACGGUUGAUGUGCUGGUCAUGUGAACAUUUACAAAAGGAAAAAAACAUUAAUAUUCAACACGUACGAUUCAUGCUAGCAGCCAGAUCUGUGCGGAAGGAAGCCAAACGUUUAAUAAUAACGCUGCAUUUAUUUUUAUUUUUCGUCCAAUCAUUGGUCUGAUGAUUCUUUUCUUUUUUUUGUCUUCAUUCUUCGUUAAAUUUUUCCCCCCGUCAUUCUCAUUGUCUCCCUGAACAACCUGUUUCUGUCAUCGCUGGGUGCAGGGAACAUUGCACCUCGUUCUGAAAGGAAAAGAGGAGACGCGCAGAGAAAAGCUCUCUAGAGGAGAGUCUGUGCUUGAAUGGCGUAUUGAAGGAGGAGAAUAGAGUUCCCACAAGCCCCGGUGCUCAGCACUCUGUUUUCAAAGGACAGCUCUGAGAGAAACCAGGGAUCUCUGUACAAGACGAGCACGAGUGUGCGUUUCAAUCAGCGCCCCUUAAUAUAUCUCACAUCUCUACUCCUCCGCAGGGGUUUGUGUUCUGUCUCUCUCUCCUCUUUUAUUUCCCACCCUUUUUUCCCAUCUAUCACUCGGUUUAUCAGUGCAGAGGAGUCUCCGAGCCGUGCCAUCAGUCAUCCGCUCUCUGUGUGGCUGUGACUGACCCACUCCAUCUUACUGCACCUGUGUGGCUGGUGCUGGCACGUCGAUGGCGUUUGAUUGACGGCUGCCCUAACUGUAACUACUCUGCCAGCCUCUCUCUGGCCUGGUGUGGGCAUAAGCGGGCAGCUGGAUGAGAGAGACACAAGCUGUUAGGUGAACAGCAGCCAGACUCCAGCCAUUAAUAUCUGCGUUCUUUUUUUUUUUCCCCCCGUUUACAUCUACCUACAGGCCGUCCACUCACAACACAUAUCAAAUUAUAUAUUUAGAACGCAAACGUACAAGCUAAAAGCAGAUUAGAAUUUUCUGGCCUACUUGAGAUUUUUUCUGACGAUUAACGUUAAGGUACUCUGAUGCCUGUAGCACUGGCAAAGUGAUGACCAACCGCAUUUUGCGUGUUUCUUCUUUCGUCUGGUUUAUUCGGUUCGAUGAGGUCCGGUCCCGUCUGUUAUUUGUAUUUGUGUUUUGCCUCCAUGUCAACGUCACUCUGCUGUCGAGGUUGGGAGGAGCCGUUUCAGACUCUGCAUGUUAAUGUUUUAGUUUGUAUUUGCAAAUACUGUAUUUUAUUUUCAUUAAAACUGCCUCUAGUGUAAUAAUAUUAUUAACAAUAAUUAUAAGAAUAGGCAGCAUUUCCUAAGUUUAGUAAGUUAUGUACAGUAUAAUUUAUUAUUUUCCUCCAGUUGGAUUUUUAUGAUCGUAUGGAAACUGCGCUUGAUAAAGCAUUAUAUUUAGCUGGGUAGGUAUUUAGAUCUAAUUAUUAUGUUCAAUAUUCUGUUUUUUGUUCUACUUUUUUAUUUUAUUUGUUCUUGUUUUUUUGUUGAGUUAAUCCUGUUCUGACGCUGAUAUAUCUCUGAGAAAGUGGUCACGGUGAACUGCUGAUAUGAAGGAAAAGAGACAUUUCUCUUUUUUUCAUUUUCUUUUUCUCCUCCGUGCAUCGUUCAUGAACUCCAAACACAUUUCUUAAAGCACUAGGACUCUGGACACUCGGAGACAAACAUAAGAAGAACAUGAUAUUUUUAUUUGUAAUGGUUUAUGUAUAAUGUGAAGUUUCCUAUCUGUUAAUUCUCUUUUUCUUUGACUGAAGAUAAAGAAAACAGCUAUAUUAUACCCCAAUUGUUAUUGAACAGAAAGAGCGUGGAUCUUGUUUACUGAUAUUUGUCAUCCUCUCUCUUAUGUUUCAUUGGAACGUCACUGGUUUAUAGACAAAUUCCAUCUGUUUGCCUAUUUUAUAUAUUAGAGUACAGUUACGUUAACCCUCAAAAGGACAGUUCACCCAGAAAAUGAAAUUGGCAAAGACCGUAUGACUUACUUUCUUCUGUAGAACACCGACAGAGACAUGUAGCAGAUGGUCCAAGCUGCUUUCUUCCAUACAAUGAGAGUAGAUGGGGACCAGGGGCUCUGAAAACACAAAAAUGCAUCAUAAAAGAGGUCCAAACAGCUGUGCUAUAUUCCCAAGUCCUCUAAAGCCAUGCAACGGUUUUGUAUAAGAAACAGACUGAAAUGUAAUUCGUUUCUCCCUGAAUUAUCCCUACGAUCGAUAUUCAGCAGCUUGGACGUUCUGUUAAACAUCUUUGUGCUUCACAGACGAUUAAAAGUGAAACGAGUUUGGAAAGAGACGUAAACGAUCCCUUUCAUUUAGAAGACGUGACUUUUCCGAAUUGAUCAAACUGUCUGAUUCCAGUGAAGCUCCACUGAAUGGCCAUAUUAGAUGUUUUUAUCUCCAGAAUUGUUUUAGCUCCACACACUGUCUCCCUCUGUCAAUCAAGUUCACGGUAGUGACAUCACAAUCACACCUUGUCAGAUAACAAAAGUCACAAUCGCAGAAUAGCCACCAUCUGAUGUGACCAUGCUUUCACUUUUAGUAAUUCCCACAAUCAUAUCAAUCGAUAGGGACACACGUAUGCUGGCUGGUUUAACACACAAGGUCUGUCGGCAUGGUAACCUCAUGUUCUGAUAAUGAUGGCCUGUAUUAUGAACAAUAAUUGAUAAGACAAUCAAAGUCAUGUGUGGAGCUCAAAACAAACGUUAAAUGACAUCAAACAAAAAGUACUUAGAAACUUAUCUUACCAUCUCAACUUGAAAAAUCGAGAAAGAUAAUUAUGUAAAUAUAGCAUAGAGUUAUAGAUUUAUAUUUUGUUCAUAACACAGUGUAAUAUAAGUUGUAUAUUUCUUUCUCUCUUUUAUUGAUGUUAUUCAUGCCACAAUAAAAGCAAGAGUUACUGUACUCUUAUGAAAAAAAAAAAAAAAAAGCAAGCCGUGGGUUACCACCAUCUGUUCUAAGUUGACGUUUUUCAGUAUUACUGCCAGUCAAGGCUCAAAUAAAAACAGCAACGUGUUCUGUA